Hemibagrus wyckioides is the source of this 3495-nucleotide messenger RNA. It is a transcript of the gene mcm10, whose product is annotated as minichromosome maintenance 10 replication initiation factor. Gene Ontology annotation, cellular component: nucleus; replication fork protection complex. Gene Ontology annotation, molecular function: single-stranded DNA binding; DNA replication origin binding. Gene Ontology annotation, biological process: DNA replication initiation; DNA replication. The record is from RefSeq and is a predicted model, not a curated record. Lineage: Eukaryota; Metazoa; Chordata; Actinopteri; Siluriformes; Bagridae. The transcript is spliced from 18 exons. Bases 319 to 2922 code for a protein of 867 amino acids.
UCCUUGCGUUUUUAACGUUUUCGCGCCACCACAGAACAGAACCACAGCUACUAACUCUACUACCUCGUACUUAAUACUUUAUAGUAAUUAUUGUAGGAAAUGUACACACUAGGAUAUUCCUAUUUGCGUUCUGUUCUUUGUAAGUAAGAAAGAGAUAUCGAUAUAAUCGCUGUCAGUUUAUUUUAUAUGGUACAGUUAGUUUGUUUACCUCUUGUAGUUUAACUCUCGGCGAGUGACCUAACUAAUAUCUGAGAUCAAGUCCAUCUGCUGGUUGAAGGGAAAGCAAUUCUUUAGUGACCGGAAAAGAAGACUGGUGUAAUGACUGCUGAGGAUGAAAACCUGGACAUGCUGCUCUCCUUAUUUGAGGAGAGUCAAGAUCCAGAGAAUUCCUCUUCCAAAGAGGGGGAAGAUAACUUGGAUGGGCUGUUCGAUGAGGAUGAUGGUGAAGAUGGUGAAGGCUAUGCUGAGCCAGAGGAGGAUGAGGAGGUGACGCUGGAGAACUCGGGCACCGGAGCGCAACAUGAGCACAAUAGAUCCAAAGAGGACCUGGAAGCUGAGUUGGGGAAUAUGCGGGAGAAGAUGCAAAAGCUUCAGCAACAGCUAGAGGGUUUCCAAAAGAGUGUGUCUGUCUCCCAGCCUAAACAUAUAGAAGACAAAACUUCCUCACAAAAGCAGAGGAGCAGCAAGAGUUCACCAGCAACCCUGCAGGACAGCACGACUCUGACUUCACCUAAGCAGAGCAGCAGACAAAUCAAACCAAAUCAGAGCAGCAAGACGCCCCAGAGAACAGCUUCAAUGCCUUCCUCAGCCAAGUUCUCGGCAGCAGAGUUGCCUGGAAAAGUUCCAAACAAGCAGAGGACUGCGCAUCAUCCCAAAACAGACUCCCCAGAAAACCAGAAGGUUUUGGAUCAGGCUGUGAGUGACAAGUUAUCACAGCCCAUGAGAAGUAGCGGUACAGUCAACAACACAAUGAAGUCACCACCGGCAAGUAAAAGUGCUGGUGUGGCUCCUCCCAUUGCAAGACAGGCCACACCCAGACCGUCUGUCACUCAGGAUGUUACUGUGGAGAAAUUCUCGGGUCUCAGGCUCAAGAGACCUCGGCUGUCCUCAGUAGAAAUCGAACACAAAAUGGCAAACCGCAGGAUGAUCCGGCUUUCGCAGCUGCCCGAUCGACUGGCUCGGGAAAAUCUAGAGGACAGUGACUGGGUCACGUUUGCUGUACUGAUAAAUAAAAUCACCCCACAGAGCAAGAAUAAUGGGAAAACCUUCAGUAUCUGGAAGCUGAAUGAUCUUCAUAACCUAGAUGUGACUGUAUCGCUUUUCCUCUUUGGGAGUGUUCACGCAGACCUGUGGAAGACUGACACUGGGACAGUGAUUGGUAUCCUCAACCCCAAUCAAAUGAAGAACAAAGACGGCUCCAGUGAGCUUUGCCUCACAGUUGACCAUCCACAGAAGGUUCUGAUGUUGGGAGAAGCCAUGGAUUUUGGUACUUGCAAGGGCAAAAAGAAAAACGGUGAUUCAUGCACACAGCUAGUCAACUUGUAUGAAUGCCAGUACUGCCAGUACCAUGUUAAAGCACAGUACAAGAAAAUGAGCUCAAAGAGGGCCGAGCUUCAGUCCAGUUACACAGGCAUUGCGCCACGUAAAGGAAAAGGUCGUGGAAGUUUAAGAGAACGCCUGUGCCAAAGUGACUUCCACUAUGGGGGGCUGUCGUCACUUGCAUGUGCGCCAUCAAUGACUUCUCCACAGCCUAUGAAGCAGCCAUCAAUUCAGGCAGUUUUGGCUUCUAUCCCUAAUAAGAAUCUUGCCAUUAGAUCAGGUGAGAUGACGGGAUGCUCUGAUGACUUCAGAAGCCUAAUGACCAUGCCUACACCAGGAGCACUAAACAUAAAGAAACAUCUAGGAAAAAAUAAGACGAAAGAACUUUCUGGAUCAUCGGUUCAGUCCAUCUCUGCAGCCGAGCUCCUCAAGCAACAGAAAGAACUUCACAAGCAAAGGUUUCAGACCAGGCAGAAGAGGGCAGAGGAAAUUCAGAAAAGGGUCCUGCAAAACUCUGGAGGUGCUGCGAUUACAGCUAGACCCGCCACAAACAGGGCAGUUGCACCCUCUUCGAAAGCAGCUCCAGAGGUUCCCAAAAGCUCCUCUCCGCCUAAACCUGGCCUCUCCUCCCCUCCUGUACCCACCUUAGGACGAGGCUACACAGAGGGAGAGGAUAUUUUUCUAGACAUGUCUCCUCCUCCAUGCUCAAAAAGCAUCUCAGCUGCAAAACUGGCUGCAGUCAAAAAGCUCCAAGCCAAAGGAAUGGCACUUACUAAAGAUGACCCUAAUGCAGUGAAGCGCAAGCGACCCAAUAGCAAUGACAUCACAGCCCGAGUGGAGCGCAGCCUAACUUCUCCUGAAGGGGAGAACAGAGCAGAGCAGGAGACGGAGGAGCCAGCUCAGAAGAAGAGGCGUGAACAGCUAGAUUAUAUCCAGUCUGAGGAGUUUCAGCGCAUUCUGAAUGCCAAGUCUACAAACUCCUGGAUAAUGGGGGAGAUGGAAGAGAAGGCCAUGCAGGAUUACUUUGAGCCAUUAGUACAGAAAGAGAAGUUAGAAGAGAAGAUGAAGAGCAUCAGGGAGAUGAAGUGUCGAGCCGUCACCUGCAAAAAUUGUAAGUACACACAUUUCAAACCGGCUGAGCGCUGUGUAGAGGAGAAACACGAUUACCACUGGCAUGAUGCUGUCAAGCGUUUCUUCAAAUGCCCUUGUGGCCAGAGGAAGAUCAGCCUGAGCCGAUUCCCUACUGCAGCCUGCAGCAACUGUGGCGUGUUCAAGUGGGAGAGAGACGGCAUGUUAAAGGAAAAGAAUGGACCAAAAAUUGGAGGUGAGCUGCUGCUGCCGCGUGGUGAAGAACACUCCAGAUUCCUCAGUAGUCUGAAAUAAAGCCAACAGUCUGCUUCCUGGUAUCUGACUCGGUCCCACAGCACUCCUCUUCUCACACACUGCUCAGGGAGCUUUUUUAUAACAGUGCAAAGUGAUGAAACUGGAAACUUCUUCGUUUUCCCUGAGCCAAACAGAGACUGAAGUGCUGCUAAUUCACAGCUCUUCAUAUCAGCACACAAGGCUUGAAUGCAUUUCUGAUGUAAAUUGUUGCAGUUGAUUUGUCUUUUUUGUGUGUGUAUGUAAUGAAUUUUAUAACAGUAUAUUUUAAAGCAUUUUUUUUAGGUUUCACUUCUGAAUCGUGUGGCUGUGAUAAAGUGCUUAAAUUAAACUAGCUUGAGUACUCUCAUAGGUUUCUGUAAUUGUUUUUUCCGUUACCAAUAUAAUUCUCACAAUCACGAAAAUUGAUUUGGGGUAAACGUGGCUGGACCCUGACAGCCUCCUUUUGUUAUCCAAGCAAGCUUUUACUGCCUGUGCAUGUCUCAGCUUAAGGGAUAAGAAGCAAUUAGUUUUUUCCUGUCAUCCAGAUUGUUGGGGGAUGAUGGGCAGAAGAACUGCUCUUCAGUAGUCAAUAAA